UCAACAUCACUAACAAUUGCUUUCAUUGUUUUAGAUUAUGGAUACGGUCAUCCGGGUGCGUUUAGCCCGUUCCUGUUGAACCCCGGCUGGCUGGAUGCGGCUUACCUCAACUACGCGUGGGCAGACUACUUCAGACCACCGCAAAUGCGAGACCAAACCGCCACGCUCAUUAAAGGUGCUGCCGGCCCAAUAACAACAUCACCGGUAACAUUACCCGGAGCAGAAUUGUUCCCGUUCCCACCAGCAAUUUCGAAUCUUCCUCCAGCGGGUCUGAUCCCUCCUCCCGGUGCUUUCCUACCGCCAAAUGGGCUCCUACCAUUUGGUCCGCAUCCGGCUGACCUAGCAAUGAAAGCCCUACCACCAGAACUGACACUGAAGAACGGCAUCAAUCCUUAUGAAGCACUAAGACACUUACAAAGCAACGUUUCUUCAAUGGAUACAUCGAGUGCUCGCUUGUCACCGACGAGUAGCCGACAGAGUGGUAGCCCAAGAAGUGUAAACAAUGCUAGUCCUGAUAGAUCGAAAGCUGAUUCGAAGUCGGAAGUUAACUCAAUUCACGAUGCCACAAUCUCCGAUGAAUCAGACGAAGAAACCAUUGAAGUAGUGAAGUCUGCUUUCCAUCCGACCAGACCAGCGAAUGUUGAGCUUCAAGAGAUGAAGCGGGUUCAGGCCGCUGACUCCACGGUAUCAGACAGGCCGCGAGCUCGAAAUGAGUUAAAAGCACCUUCACAGCGUACCACGAGAAUGUUGUCGUCUAGUCCUACAUCCACCAAGAUUUCGAACGGUUCGUUAGCGACGCACAAAUCUGUGUGGCGGCCAUAUUGACUGUAUAGUGCUAGUGACCUUAGUACGUGAUAGUUAUGUAUCCAUCGUGAUGGUGGAUUUGUUGAAAUGUGAUAAACCAAUGAGCUUGUACAUAAUACAUAUAGGUAUUAAAAAUCCUUUGAUUUAUAUCAGAUAUUUAUUGUUAGAUUUAUUUAGAUGAUAGAGUUUAGACUAGCAAAGUAAAUGUUGAUAGAUUAUUUGUUACUUUUAUUGCAGAUGUGUUCAAGCUUGUCUAUAAUAAUUAUUUCGUAACUUUAAUAACUGUAAAUCGAUUUUUAAAUGUAAAGUUUUAUUAUUCUUCG
Messenger RNA from Trichoplusia ni (cabbage looper), 1127 nucleotides. RefSeq names its product segmentation protein Runt-like. NCBI's taxonomy places the organism in Eukaryota, Metazoa, Arthropoda, Insecta, Lepidoptera, Noctuidae. The transcript is spliced from 2 exons. The record is from RefSeq and is a predicted model, not a curated record. The annotation marks the transcript as partial.